Messenger RNA from Pteronotus mesoamericanus, 7913 nucleotides. It is a transcript of the gene ARHGAP32, whose product is annotated as Rho GTPase activating protein 32. Gene Ontology annotation, cellular component: cell cortex; fibrillar center; Golgi apparatus. The transcript is spliced from 22 exons. Bases 1 to 6258 code for a protein of 2085 amino acids. Gene Ontology annotation, molecular function: GTPase activator activity; protein binding; phosphatidylinositol phosphate binding. The record is from RefSeq and is a predicted model, not a curated record. Gene Ontology annotation, biological process: small GTPase-mediated signal transduction. Lineage: Eukaryota; Metazoa; Chordata; Mammalia; Chiroptera; Mormoopidae.
AUGGAGACCGAAAGUGAGAGCAGCACCUUAGGAGAUGACAGUGUCUUUUGGUGGGAGUCUGAAGUUACCCGCCAGGUGACUGGCAGUAAAGGGGGAGAAAGGGAAGAAGACUUCAGGAAGAUGAAGUCCUCGGUACAUUCUGAAGAGGAUGAUUUUGUCCCUGAACUACACAGAAACGUGCACCCUCGAGAGCGGCCUGACUGGGAGGAAACGCUUAGUGCAAUGGCAAGAGGAGCAGAUGUCCCUGAGAUCCCCGGAGACCUUAGUCUUAAGACAUGUGGCAGUACAGCUAGUAUGAAGGUUAAACAUGUGAAAAAGUUACCCUUCACUAAAGGUCACUUUCCGAAGAUGGCUGAAUGUGCACAUUUCCAUUACGAGAAUGUUGAGUUUGGCAGCAUACAGCUUUCACUUUCAGAAGAACAGAAUGACAUAACGAAAAAUGGCUGUGAAUCUAAAGAGCUGGUCUACCUCGUGCACAUUGCUUGUCAGGGCAAAAGUUGGAUUGUUAAAAGAAGCUAUGAAGAUUUUCGAGUACUUGACAAACAUCUUCAUCUAUGUAUUUAUGACCGACGAUUCUCCCAGCUCUCAGAACUUCCCCGUUCAGAUGCCCUGAAGGACAGUCCAGAGUCAGUCACUCAGAUGCUUAUCGCUUACCUGUCCCGCCUUUCUGCUAUUGCUGGCAACAAGAUCAAUUGUGGGCCUGCCCUUACUUGGAUGGAGAUUGAUAAUAAGGGGAAUCACCUUCUAGUACAUGAAGAAUCAUCCAUUAACACUCCUGCUGUUGGUGCUGCGCAUGUUAUCAAGAGGUACACUGCUCGGGCCCCUGAUGAAUUGACCUUAGAGGUGGGCGACAUUGUUUCUGUUAUUGACAUGCCUCCCAAAGUGUUGAGCACCUGGUGGAGAGGCAAGCACGGAUUUCAGGUGGGGCUCUUCCCUGGACACUGUGUUGAGUUAAUUAAUCAGAAAGUUCCCCAGUCAGUGACCAACUCAGUGCCAAAACCAGUGUCUAAAAAGCACGGCAAGCUCAUUACUUUCCUACGCACAUUCAUGAAGUCUCGCCCAACAAAACAGAAGCUGAAGCAGCGGGGAAUCUUGAAAGAGAGGGUGUUUGGUUGUGACCUCGGGGAACACCUUCUGAAUUCUGGUUUUGAAGUACCCCAGGUUCUUCAAAGCUGCACAGCAUUCAUUGAGAGGUAUGGCAUUGUGGAUGGAAUAUAUCGUCUCUCUGGUGUGGCCUCCAACAUCCAGAGACUACGCCAUGAAUUUGACUCUGAACAUGUCCCCGACUUGACAAAGGAACCGUAUGUUCAAGACAUCCAUUCCGUGGGUUCCCUCUGUAAGCUCUAUUUUCGUGAGCUCCCAAACCCUCUGCUCACCUACCAGCUCUAUGAGAAAUUUUCCGAUGCUGUUUCAGCAGCAACAGAUGAAGAGCGGCUGAUAAAAAUUCAUGAUGUCAUCCAGCAACUCCCACCUCCACACUACAGAACACUGGAGUUCCUGAUGAGACACUUGUCACUUCUAGCUGACUAUUGUUCCAUCACAAAUAUGCAUGCAAAAAACCUAGCAAUUGUCUGGGCUCCAAACCUGCUCAGGUCAAAACAGAUCGAGUCUGCCUGCUUCAGCGGAACUGCAGCCUUCAUGGAAGUGAGGAUUCAGUCUGUGGUGGUUGAAUUCAUCCUCAAUCACGUUGACGUCCUCUUCAGUGGGAAAAUCGGCGCAGCCAUUCAGGAGGGAGCAGCCUCUCUGUCAAGACCCAAAUCCCUGCUGGUUUCCUCGCCAUCCACCAAGCUGCUGACGUUGGAGGAAGCCCAGGCGAGAACACAGGCUCAGGUCAAUUCUCCCAUUGUGACAGAAAAUAAAUACAUCGAAGUAGGAGAGGGACCUGCUGCACUUCAGGGGAAGUUUCAUACCAUCAUCGAGUUCCCACUUGAAAGGAGGCGGCCUCAAAAUAAAAUGAAAAAAUCUCCUGUGGGCAGCUGGCGUUCCUUUUUCAACCUGGGGAAAUCGUCAUCUGUUUCGAAGCGGAAGUUGCAGCGUAAUGAGAGCGAGCCUUCCGAGAUGAAAGCCAUGGCCCUGAAAGGUGGCCGGGCAGAAGGAACCCUCCGAUCAGCUAAAAGUGAAGAGUCACUUACUUCUCUCCAUGCAGGCGAUGGUGACUCCAAACUGUUCCGGCCGAGGAGACCCAGAUCCAGCAGCGAUGCCCUGAGCGCCUCCUUCAACGGGGACAUGCUGGGGAACCGCUGUAAUUCCUAUGAUAACCUGCCCCACGACAAUGAAAGCGAGGAGGAUGUGGGGCUGCUUCACAUUCCAGCUCUGGUGUCUCCGCAUUCCGCUGAGGAUGUGGAUUUGAGCCCCCCGGACAUUGGAGUAGCCAGCCUGGAUUUUGAUCCAAUGUCAUUCCAGUGCAGUCCUCCUAAGGCUGAAUCAGAAUGUCUGGAGAGCGGCACUUCCUUCUUAGAUUCCAUAGGAUGCUCCAAGGAUAAGCCCAGUACAAAUAAAAAGGAUUCAGAGGCAGGUGGUAGCCAGUCGCAGACCCCAGGAAGCACUGCAAGCUCGGAGCCCGUGUCUCCUCUUCAGGAGAAACUGAGUCCAUUCUUCACCCUGGACUUGAGCCCAAGUGAAGAGAAAUCAUCCAAGCCAUCCUCAUUCACCGAAAAGGUGGUCUAUGCUUUUUCUCCAAAUAUUGGACGGAAAUUAAGCAAAUCGCCUUCUAUGAACAUCUCUGAGCCAAUCUCAGUGACUCUUCCCACUCGGGUGUCAGAAGUGAUGGGCGCAGCCUCAGCUACCGCAGCCCAGGCCGCGCCUUCUCCAACCUGGAACACAGGUGUUGACGCAAGUGCUGUCAUAAGUAGGUCCCCUCCCCAGGCAGGGAAGAUGAAGACAGACGAGAGAGAGGCCCAGGAAGGGCGCGAGUCUGAAGUCCAGCCCCCGGAGCAGGUGGCUGCUGCCGACGCAGAAUCGCCGGCAGAGGAGGAGCCGCCCGCCUCUGGCGGGCAGAGUAAGGCCGUCCCUUCUGGACAGGCUCAGACAGGAGCAGUUCCCCAUGACCCCCCUCAGGAUUCCAUCCCUGUCAGUUCAGUCUCUCUUAUCCCACCACCGCCGCCUCCGAAAAAUGUCGCCCGCCUGUUGGCGCUAGCACUAGCUGAGUCUGCACAGCAAGCCUCCACCCAGCCCUUGAAGAGACCAGGGGCCCCCCAGGCUGCCCCCACAAACUACGGAGAUGUAGCGGUGGCUGCAACUGAAGACAAGCUGCCUGGCUCCCACUCUCAUGUUACUCUAGAUAAAGCCUACUUCCCAGCGGACAGGCCUGCAGAGCAAUCUGUCCUCCAGAACAACGCCGCUGGGAGCUGUGACCAGCUCACCGCAGACCCAGCGGCUGUCCGGGAUCGUGCCCACCCCAGUGCGACCGAAUCUGGGGAGCAGCUCCACCAGGCAGACUUCCAGCCCCAUCGAACGUAUUUACCUGGGGACCCAGAAAAGGCCAGAGUCACUUCAGUCCCCCUAACAGAGUCUAAGUCUGACGAUCACAUCGUUUUCCCCGAAGACCAGUCUGGGAAGACCAUUGUGCCGACUGUCUCCUUUGCGGAUCAGGACCAACCUCAAGUUCAUUUCUACAGUGGAGACCAGCCUCCUUCUUAUCUUGGUGCCAGUGUGGAGAAGCCCCAUCACCCCUCACAACUUGCAGACAAGACUCCCACACCUUCUACUUUGCCCCGGGACAAAAUCUACCCUCCCUCUGGGUCCCCUGAAGAGAACACCAACACAGCCACCCUGGCUUACAUGACAAUUGCUCCAGCAACAGCUGAAAUCAGCGCCAGGGAAGUGCACUGGGAUGUGGCUGAACAGCCCAUCGCAGCGGAUUUCGCUGCCGCCACCCUUCAGCGUCCUCACAGAACCAGCCGUCCCCUUCCCCCGCCUCCUUCCCAAAGGGCAGCAGAGCAGUUACCAGCUGUGGGGCAGGUACAAGCAGCCACCAGCAUAGGACCAAAUAAUUCGCACAAGGUUCAGGGAGUAGCUCCGGUUCCAGAGAGGCCACCGGAACCCAGAGCCAUGGACGAACCUGCUCCUGUCCUCGUCGGUGAUGGCAGCAGCGCCACUCAGUGUCCUGGCUCUGCUCCCGCUCUCCAGCCCGGCCUUCCCGAAAAGCUGCGGGAAGGUCCCAGGGCCCCGCCGCUGCACCUGCGCGCCGAGCCUGUCCCGGUGCACGCGCCCUGUGGCUUCCCUGCACCGCUGCCCCCGACCAGGACGAUGGAGAGCAAAGCUGCCGCCGCCAUUCACUCCAGCAGCGUGGAUGUGACCGGCAGUUCCAGUUAUCACCCCUUUGUUGCUGCUUCCUCGGCCUCUGUGGAUGACGCUUUGCCUUUGCCACUCCCUGUCCCACAACCUAAGCAUGCUUCUCAGAAAGCUCCUUACUCCAGCUUUGCCAGGCCUGAUGUCGCCACUGAGCCUUUUGGUCCAGAAAACUGUUUGCAUUUCAAUAUGACUCCAAACUGCCAGUACCGCCCCCAGAGCGUACCUCCACAUCACAAUAAAGUGGAGCCACACCUGGUGUAUGGCUCCAGGUCAGAGCCACCCGCCUCCAUGGGCCCUCGUUACAACACGUACGUGGCCCCAGGAAGAAGUGCAUCGGGACACCACCCCAAGCCGUGUAGCCGGGUCGAGUACGUGUCUUCUUUGAGCUCGUCUGUCAGGAGUGGUUGCUACCCUGAGGAUAUUCCCCCGUACCCGACCAUCCGGAGGGUGCAGUCUCUCCACGCCCCUCCAGCCGCCAUGAUUCGCUCUGUUCCCAUUUCGCGGACGGAAGUGCCCCCGGAUGACGAACCAGCCUACUGCCCCAGACCCCUGUACCAGUAUAAGCCAUAUCAGUCCUCCCAGGCUCGCUCGGAUUACCACGUGACUCAGCUCCAGCCUUACUUCGAGAACGGUCGGGUCCACUACCGGUAUAGCCCCUAUUCCAGUUCUUCCAGCUCCUACUACAGCCCCGACGGGGCGCUGUGUGACGUGGAUGCCUACAGCACCGUCCAGCUGAGGCCCCUGCACCGCCUGCCCGGCCGCGAUUUCGCUUUCUACAAUCCUCGGCUGCAGGGGAAGAACGUGUACGGGUACGCUGGUUUGCCUCCCCGGCCCCGGGCCACCGUGACUGGUUAUUUCUCGGGUAAUGACCAUAAUGUGGUCAACAUGCCUCCACCCGCUGAUGUAAAGCACACCUACUCCUCGUGGGAUUUUGAGGACAUGGAAAAAUACCGCAUGCAGUCCAUCCGGAGAGAGAGCCGGGCCCGGCAGAAGGUGAAAGGGCCUGUUAUGUCCCAGUACGAUAACAUGACCCCGGCUAUGCAGGACGACUUGGGGGGGAUCUACGUCAUCCACCUGCGCAGUAAAUCCGAUCCUGGGAAAACUGGACUCCUCUCCGUGGCAGAGGGGAAGGAGGGGCGGCACCCGGCCAAGGCCCUCAGUCCCGAGGGAGGGGACCGCUUCUACAGGAAGCACCCGGAGGCAGAGUUCGACAGAGCCCAUCACCCCGGAGGCCACGGCAACGGGCAGGCAGAGAGGCCGUCCCUGCCGCAGAAGCAGAGCAGCCUCAGGAACAGGAAGCUUCACGACAUGGGCUGCAGUCUCCCUGAGCACAGGGCCCACCAGGAAGCAAGCCAUAGGCAACUGUGUGAUUCCAAAAAUGGACCCCCUUACCCCCAGGGGGCUGGCCAGUUGGAUUAUGGGUCCAAAGGGAUUCCAGACGCUUCUGAGCCCGUCAGCUACCAUAACUCUGGAGGGAAGUACAUCACAGCAGGGCAGGAGUCGUUAAGACUGAACCACAAAGAGGUAAGGCUCUCCAAAGAGAUGGAGAGGCCUCGGGCGAGGCAGCCUCCUGCCCCAGACAAACACUCCAGAGACUGCUACAAGGAGGAGGAGCACCUUAGUCAGUCCACAGUCCCACCCCCUAAACCAGAGAGGAGUCAUAGCCUGAAGCUGCAUCACACCCAGAACAUGGAGAGGGACCCCGGUGCGCUGUUCCAGUACCAGGCGCACGGCAAGCGCCAGGGCGGCAUGACCGCCGUGUCCCAGUAUGACAACCUGGAGGGCUACCACUCUCCGCCUCAGCCCCAGCGCGGAGGCUUUGGAGGAGCAGCCGUGGGGGCGUACGCGCCCUCCGGCUUUCCCCACCCGCAGAACAGGACAUACGCCACUGCUCUGGGGCAGGGGGCCUUCCUGCCCGCGGAGCUGUCCCUGCAGCAUCCGGAAACCCAGGUCCAUGCGGAAUGAGCCCCGAGAGCAAUAGAGUUGAAGCAGCCUCUGCUGGACAGCGGACUGUUCUAUUUUUUUCAGUAACCAAAAAGAUUUAAAAAAAAAAAAGAAAGAAAAAGAAAAAAGCUACAAACCCCCUGACCACAUUAAAAAAAAAAAUAGUAAGAAAAAUAAAUCACUAUCUUUUUUCCCUUGCUGUUUCAUUACCACCUCUUUAUCUAUAGACUCAUUUUUGUCAUUAAACGAGAACUGAAUGAGUGUAAAGCACUGUGAUGAAAACGUAGUAAAACAAUGUGUCACAGAGCAUACUUGCCAUAUAGAGCUAAUUUGUAAGAGCCUGAGGACUGCCUUUACCUGCAUUUGAAUUUGACUUUGUCCUUCUUUGUAUUUGCUGUACAGUUCCAAGCAGUUUGUGUCUAUUUCCUGGGAGGUUUUUGCGUUUUCCUUUGCGUCCCUCCCACCCUCGGUGGCCAUGGCGCUUGCCGGCACUGACGCUCAUGUCCCUCACGGCACGCUCCCUGUCUUUUGUGUUCAGUUAGAACAGAGAAAAACUCCCCCCUGAUUCUUCAGAUAAGCCUGUUGAGCAUUUAGCAAAUUUAUAAUUAAAAACAUAAAGGAAUCAGGACGAAGCAUUUAAUAAAGAGUCAUCAUAGAAUGUCAAACCAUUUAGUCCCAGGCUGGAGCAUAUUCUUCAUGUUCUUCUCAUAGCUGUCUCACAGUUCAGUGAACAGGCUCAGACCGCUGGAAGAGAGUGUUAAAAAAAUUAGAAUUAAAGAUGCUUCUCAGAUGGAAGUCAGUGAGCACUGUUAGCACCAGAAAACUAUAUAAAUGCUUUUAAUGUGUUGCCUGCCUCCAUUUAUUUUUUUUCCUCUCUCAAUAAUUGGUAAAUUGUAAUCCUACUAAAAAACAUUUCACGCCAUGCUUUUCCCUAAAGCAACUUUUUUCAUUGAAAACCCAGCGUGGUUUGGUAAGAUGAACACAUAGUUUAUCAUGGUUACAGGUCUACAUGCUAACUUCUGUUUCCAAACCAGGCUACAGGUUUGCUGGGAAUUCUAAAGCAGCUGCGUAGCUCCUGUUAGUAAGACUGCAAUGACCGCUCGGCGCACAACCCCGCUGUACCUGCUGGAAUUGGGGGCAGCCGCUGUUUCUGCGCUAAGGAGUUAGCGCGCUGUUGGCUCAGGACCUCUGCGGCCCCAGUCCACUCUGGUCGCCAUCUUCACCAGCAUUUCGGCUAUAGUUUGGAUAACUGUAGACAUGUUAACCAUGUUCAGGACCCAGAACUUCUUUUGAAAAUUGCAUUCCUUGUGAGAGCUGGGCUAGACACCUCCAGCCCGACCCCAUUCCAUUUUCUCAGCUCCCCGCAAAACGUACGUGCCAGACUACCUAGCAAGGCAGUCCUGUAUUUACAAAACAAGUUUAGAUGUAAUCAUUUCAUUCCGUGACUUUUAAUAAUACUUGAUUUUUAUACAUUCACAUGUUUCACAUGCUCGGUUUGUAGAAGACGUUAAGGGACUUACAUUCCAUUUACUGGGUGGUCACUGCUCUGGCUUUUUAAAACUUGGAAUUAACUUUUAUUUAGAGCAAAGGAAGAAAUCUUUUAAGAGGCUAAAUUUAUGCUGCUAUUAUUGCUGUGAAUUUGUAUAAAGAUUAGGAGUCAUGCCAGUUUUUUUAAU